AUGCAUUGCGAUACCAGAUUACUUAUUGUAAAUUUUCUCUUCAUUACUAAAUUUAUAUGUUUUUGUCAAUAUUCGGAUGAACAAAGUUACUUAUCAUUGAUUGAAUUUAAUCGUGGUGGCCCAUCAACAAGUGUGAUAAUUUCAUCGCCGCAUGGUGGUUUUCUUGGCAGUGAUUUUACAUCAAAAAAAUCAGGGAAAACAUCAGUACAUGGAACUCUAACAGAACCGCUGUCACCGUUACCUAUCGGCGGUUGUUACAACAAUACAUUAGAUCGUUGUAUAUAUUCAUUGCAAGAUUGUUUAAGAUCGGAUAAUGAUUACACCGACAAAAUUACUUUUCAUCCUGAUGCAAGAUGCAUCAUGGAUCGCAGUUCAACAUCAACAAUGUAUGCACUAGCUAAAGCUGUUGCUGAAGAAUUUUUAGCCGAACGUCGACCGUUUACUAUUUUAAAUAAACUCACUCGUCAAUAUGUUGAUCCAGCAGAAGAUCUAGUUCUGGGAACAUUUUUACUUGAAAGCUCUACUCGUGUCUAUAUGGAUUAUCAUCGAUUUAUAUCUAUGGCAAAAGAAUCUAUACGUCCACGAUCACAUGGUCUUUUUAUUGAGUUUGUUUUUCAUAAAAAUUCACAAACAAUACAACUUGGCUACGGCUUUGAACCAAGUCCUUCAUCAAUGAUUAGUAAACCAUCGCAAUCAACAAUAACUGAUUUAGUUUCACGCUUUGGUUCAAGUGUUAUUAAGGGAAAUCAUUCUCUUGGCUAUUUUUUACAUCGCAAUGGAUUUCCACAUGUUAUACCACUAGAACAGCAAAGACAAAUUAAAUAUCGUUUAUCAACUCAUUCUACACGUACGCAUGCUGAUCAACGAUUUAAUGCAAUUUUAUUCUCAUAUCCAAUUGAACGUUUAAGGACGCAUACGCUUAAGUUAGAAGCAAUACGAAUCACCAAGGCUAUCGAGCAGUUUAUAGAAAUGAAUCAUAUUAAAUCUGACUCUGCGUCAUCGCUAUUAUUUGCCAAUUCUAUCAAGAUUUUGUUGUUAUUCUUGUCACAAAUUUUCUUUCAUAAUAUGCAAAUGUAUCGUUGA
Molecule: messenger RNA, 1083 nt
Organism: Rotaria socialis
Lineage: Eukaryota; Metazoa; Rotifera; Eurotatoria; Philodinida; Philodinidae
Source: the annotation of a GenBank genome assembly